CCGCAGCGUCACAUGUGGGUCGGGAAUUAUGGCCGACUGGGACGCAUAUGUUGACGAAAGAGGCUACACGUACUACUACAACCGAAUCACGGGCGACACGGCGUGGGAGAUCCCGCCGGAUGCCGCCGCCGACGUGGUUGAUCAACCACCUGUCACCACCCCCGAGUCGGUAGUAUCGUCCGAGCCGACUGACGGCACACAAGUCGGCGACACCUGGACGGCGACGUCGGAAGGCGGGGAAUGGGCAUUUGGAGGUGUGAAUCCAGCGGACGGAACGUUCUACUUUAUACACACGACGACCGGCGAACGCGUGACCAACCUGCCGAUGGACACACCACAAUCUGCCACGUCAUAUGCCAACAAACAUGACUAUGUAGGAUCAAUCCUUCUUGACAAAGUUGCUCCCGAAGUGCAACGUUGCAUGGACGACUUGGUUCAGACGAUUGAAACCCAGUUGGCCGUGUGGAUGCGCCGGCGUCAACGCAACGCCAAAGCGUUGGCCAAGCAGCACAAAGGUCACCGAGGACGACAAACCAACAAGCAAGCGGUUGUGCAGCAACUGCCCCAGCAACACCAUCACCCCACUCCGGUGCGCAUGACCCAACUCCUUGUAAACGCCAAACGGUACGAAUACUCGGCCGAGUACGCGGCCCGCCGCGCCGAGCUCGACGCGCAGCUCCGCGAGGACGAAGUGCAAAAGGAAGUCGUGCGGGUCACAGAUCGAUUGGCCUUGCGACGAAAGCGCCAGGUCAAGCAGGCCGCGGCGUGGCGUCGGGCAGACAUCAAGGAGGAGCAGAUUCAGCUGCGCCAUCACAUCACUCGCGUGCUGGUCGCCAAGGCCACCAACGGGCUCGACAUCCACGGCAAAAUCGAUUUGAGCAGUGGCGACGAUAGUAAUAAUAAUCAUGGUGAGCCUGCGACAAAGCUGAAGCGAGACGAGUUGUUCGAGUCGGAAGAGCGGGCGGCGCUCGUAAGGCACCGCACACGACAGCUGGAGCGGCUAUUUGUCGCCAUGGACAUGGACAAGCGCGGGACAGUGUCGGCGCUGCAUGUGCUGCACCACCUUGUCACACAGCCGACCGAUGUCCAGCGAUGGGUGCAGCCGCCCCGACGAGGCCUCGACGACCUCGUGACCACGGGGGUGCUGCAAGCCUUCUUUCUCCAGCUGCGCCAGGUCAACCUGCGGCAGUUUGUCACCUUUGUCGACAUCUCGGAAGACGUUGUGGCACAGGUGGACCGCAUCCAAGCGGCGAUGGAGCGGGCCGGAUUGGGCGUGGUGAGUGCUGACGUGGCAACGUGGCAGAGCAGCAUGUCCAACGUUAAGACGGGCGAAGCAGCCAAUCGCAAGCAACUGAUCGUGAAUCGACUGCAGCAAUCGUUUUGCACGGCCAAGGAAACGUGUCUGGCCCAGGUUCGUCAUGUCCUCCACUUUCGCGAGCUUCGUUCUUCUGGAGCAACGGCGGGACCAACUGGGGACGACCAGCAACCGAUCUGGCAACUCGCUCACAAACACGUGUACUUGCAAUUGCAGCCGUCGCUGCCGUCAUACUGUGUCCACUGCCGACGAUGCCGCGCGAGGCUCGGCAAACUCGAUCGCUACGACGUCGAAGGGACCCAUCGGGCCACGUGGGGCCGCCAUCUCGCCCGACGUAUGCACAAUAUUGAAAUGUCCUUGCGCCAAUGGCCAACCGGCACAAACGCAGCAGACGAGACAGACUUGGCCAGCAUAGCCAAAUUCCUCGCUCAGUCGAGCGAUAGUACUAGUACCGCGGCACUCGAUGCUUUAUUAACGCCGAAGACGGACGAAGUUCCUUCUGCGUCCAUGGCUCACCAAAUUGUGCGAGCUACCUUGAACGAUACAGUCGCCGCCGCAAGUCUCUUGGCGAGCUACGAUGCGUGGGAAGCGAGGGUACUGGCUCCUUCCCAAAGUCGCCUCUCGUCCGAACCGAUGCCGACAACGUCGGGAACCCCCGCGUCAAGAGGCAGUAGCCACGACUUGUUGGCCAAACUCACCAAGCGACGCGAAGAUGUCGAGCGCGAAGAGAUGGCACGGGCACUUUUGUUUGAAGAGGACGAGCGGUCGCACGAGGAAGUGGAACGGGCCAAGGUGGCGAUGGAGACGCCGUUGAUCCUCGAACAAGACGCCGCGCACCGCGAGUUUGUCCGGCUGCUGCAGAAGUGUUUGGAUCCGUCGAUCAUGUUGAAGCGACUUAACUUUGAGCGAGUUCUGGCCGUCCGUUCGCCGACCGACAACAUGGUGCUUCGGAUGGUGGACAGCGCCACCAACAUGCACUGCAUUGUUCACACGAUGCGAUGCGCGUCCGUGGACGAAGCGGACAACGUCGUGAUGCUUGCGAGGCAGCUGCAUCACCACCGACCGCCACACACGGUGGAAGUCCUGCAUGUGUUUCAAUACAUGUACCAGCAGUUUGCCACCCACGGCAACUUGAACGAGUGCUGGCCCGUUGUGUUUGUCGUCACGGAAGACUGCAUGGAAGGCGGGUAUUGGCUGCCGCCGUCGCCGCGGCCGCCGCUGCCAGCCGCAGACAUUUUGCACAUUCUCAAUGCGGUGAGUGGAGCGCUGGCGGCUCUCCAUAGCCAACAUAUAUGCCACUGGAACCUCAAUGCACGAAAUUUGUACCGGAGCAACGUGUACGCCAUCGACGACGCUGCUGGCGAACGACGGCAGCAACUCAAACUCGGCGGGUUCCUUGCGUUCAAGCAACCGUUUACCCAAGACGACCUGUCCAAGUUGCCGUCGAUUGUGCAUCCGUCGUUAGUUCCCCCCGAGUUAACGAGUACUUCGCGGUGUACGAACGGGAUGAUGCUCAAUGAAAAGACGGACAUGUGGAUGCUGGGCUGCCUGCUCUACUCCCUCGUCACUGGAUCCGAGCAAGUCGUGCGGGAGAAGAGUCUGUCGACGAUCAUGACUGACGUACCCUUGCGGUAUGGCACAAGUAUACGCUCGUGCCUGCGGAUGUUGCUUCAACCGCUACCGCAGCACCGACCCACAGCGAUGGAGAUCUUUAACUUCAUCUCAUGCGCUUCCCCCGAUGAGGGUGUCGCCGCCGACACUAAAGCAUCGUCGGCCUCGAUGACGUUGAAGAAGUCCGUGCGUUCCUUGGACCCACUGCCGUCCCGAUAACGUGUGUAGUAUCCGGAGAAAAUAUAUCCGGAUAAAGUUUUUCUGAAAUACUACGAAUAGGAGAACCUGAUUAUAGCCAAUCAUAUACAAGAGAACACAAUUAUGG
Aphanomyces astaci is the source of this 3251-nucleotide messenger RNA. RefSeq names its product serine/threonine protein kinase. Gene Ontology annotation, cellular component: cytoplasm. The transcript has 9 exons. The record is from RefSeq and is a predicted model, not a curated record. Gene Ontology annotation, molecular function: protein serine/threonine kinase activity; actin binding; ATP binding. Gene Ontology annotation, biological process: peptidyl-threonine phosphorylation; peptidyl-serine phosphorylation. The coding region runs from base 29 to 3145 and encodes 1038 amino acids. Lineage: Eukaryota; Oomycota; Saprolegniomycetes; Saprolegniales; Verrucalvaceae.